AUGUAAGUCUAAGAGUCAGAAGUAUAUAAACGCAUCAAACUCCUUGGAUCAGGAGCCUAUGGAAAAGCAUACCUGGCUGAGAGUAUAAGAGACAGGCAGUUAUGUGUGAUUAAAUAGAUCGAUGUGUCUUAUAUGAAGUAGGAUGAAAUUGCAUAAGCAUAUAGAGAGGCAAAAAUAAUGUCGACUUUGAAGCAUCCUAAUAUUAUUAAUUUCAGGGAAGUUUAUAAAACCAAAAAGGGUAAAUUGUGUAUUGUUAUGGAUUAUGCUAAUGAUGGCGAUUUGGCUCAAAAGAUAAAACAAACACAAGGUUCUUUGUCAGAAUCUCAAGUACUUGAUUGGUUCACUCAAUUGAGUUUGGCUGUCAAGUAUUGUCAUGAUCGAAAGAUCCUUCACAGAGACAUCAAGACAUCAAAUGUGUUUCUAACAAAAGAAGGAAUGGUUAAGUUGGGAGAUUUUGGCAUUGCCAAGAUUUUAUCAACAACAUCUCCAUGUGCAAAAUCAGUUAUCGGUACUCCAUAUUACAUGGCUCCUGAGAUGUUUGAGAAUCAACCAUAUGGAUUUAAAUAGGAUAUAUGGUGUUUGGGAGUAGUUCUUUAUGAAAUGUGCAACAAACGACCCCCAUUUGAAGGUGACAACAUCGCUCAGCUGGCUUUGAAAGUUGUCAGAUGUGAAAUAACUCCUACUUUGGAGUGUUAUUCAACCAAAUUAAGAAAUUUAAUAGGGAAGCUUCUCUCUGGUAAAGAACAUAGACGACCAGCUAUCAAUGAGAUUUUAAGAGAGUAAUUAAUCAGAGAUAGAAUCAAGUCAUUUCUGAGUGAGACACUCUAGAAAGAAUAGCAGGUGAUCGAUCAAACAACAAAAGCCAAAAGAUCUGUCCAGUAAUUACCUCAAUUGAAAAAAAGAAUGGCUACUCCAAAACAAAGAGCCAGUCCUAGUGUUCACAAACUACCUGAAAUCAAGAGAACCAUAGACACUCCCGAUUUUAGUAGGAGAGUGCAAUUGAAACAUAAUCAAUCAUUUCUUCCUAUCUAAUCUCCUAAAAAGUAAUCUCCAAAAAGAAAAAAUCAAUUUUCAGAAGGUCCUGAAACACCCAAUAAAAUAAUCAAAUCCCCUUCCCUAAACAUUCGCAUUUAGAGUGGCAAAUAGCUCACAGACAAACACAUUUAAUUAAAGAAACAAAUCAAGUCAUUUGAUCGAUAAUAGAGUGGUAGACAAAUAGUGAACAAUCAUUAGAGCAAUUUAUUUUUUAGUCCUAAAAGAAAGCUCUAAGAAGAAGAAGAGAAAGUAUUGGAUCCUAUUGAAGAGGCUGACAGUACUCCUUUGACACUGACCAAAUCCAAUAUUGAUUUUUAGGAUUUCAAUAAUUCCAUUGAAGACAGAAGGAAGAAAAACAAAAUUAUCUACAAAGACCCUUUUAAAAAAGAUGAUGAAAUGAGUCAAAUGAUUUCACAAUUACAAGAAAUAGUUGAAGAUGAUUUUGACACUUCACCAAUUAAUGAAUAGAUUAGAAAUCUAAAAGCAAGAUUGAUUUAAAAAUUAGGUAGACAUUUUGAUGAAGUCCUUAAGGCGUGCUUAUAGGCUUUUAAAAAGAAUGGUGAUCUUGGACAAAGUGAAAUGGUCAACAUUAUAUAAUCAAGAUUCUCUGGUGUCUCUAUAAAGAAGGUUUCUGGUAUAGCAACACUCAUUCUCACCCUUAUUAUUCAAACUCAAGGAGAAACCAUCAAUACUGAAUUUUGA
Messenger RNA from Paramecium tetraurelia, 1737 nucleotides. RefSeq lists its product as uncharacterized. The record is from RefSeq and is a predicted model, not a curated record. Gene Ontology annotation, molecular function: ATP binding; protein kinase activity. The transcript has 4 exons. Gene Ontology annotation, biological process: protein phosphorylation. NCBI's taxonomy places the organism in Eukaryota, Ciliophora, Oligohymenophorea, Peniculida, Parameciidae.